AUCAACUUUCCACUCUUUUUCAUUUCAUCUCAUCACAUUUUUCUCUCUCUCUCUCUUUCUUUUUCCUCUGCAAUCUCUCAACAUCAAAAAACUUCGAAAAUUCAAACUAUAAAUAAAAAAACCCCCAAAAAUAUAAAUAAAAUAAACACACACAAAAAAAGGAAGCAAUUAUUCAAUCACUUUCUUUUUUUUAGAGGUAUAUCCUAUCUUCCCCCACCUCCCUUUGUUUUUCCAGCUCGAAAGACAUUUUCUCUCUCCUCUUUUUUUUUGUUUCUCUCUUUAUUGAUCAUCAUCAUCAUCUUACCUCGAGAUCGUUGAUUCAUUGAUUAUUAGUGUUGCUGUUUGGUUAAAACAUUGAUAGCGGGAGCACAAAAACUUCGAGGAUGUCGAGCUCUACAAAGGCUUUGGAUCCUGCUUUCCAAGGAGCAGGACAAAAACCUGGGACUGAGAUAUGGCGAAUUGAGGACUUCCUGCCUGUUCCAUUGCCGAAGUCUGAUUAUGGUAAAUUCUACUCAGGAGACUCAUACAUUGUCUUACAGACAAGUUCUGGUAGAGGAGGUGCUUAUCUAUAUGACAUUCACUUUUGGCUUGGAAAAGAUACCAGCCAGGAUGAGUCUGGAACGGCGGCUAUCAAAACAGUUGAGUUAGAUGCAGUGCUUGGAGGGAAGGCUGUGCAACACAGGGAACUCCAAGGUUUUGAAUCUGACAAAUUUCUGUCAUAUUUUAAACCAUGCAUUAUACCUUUAGAGGGUGGAGUUGCAUCUGGUUUUAAGAAGCCAGUGGAAGAGGAGUUUGAAACAAGGUUGUAUAUCUGUCAUGGAAAGCGAGCUGUUAAGAUGAAGCAGGUCCCAUUUGCUCGCUCCUCUUUGAAUCAUGAUGAUGUUUUCAUCUUGGACACUAAAGAUAAGAUCUAUCAGUUCAAUGGUGCAAACUCCAACAUACAAGAAAGGGCCAAGGCCUUAGAAGUUGUCCAGUUUCUGAAGGACCAACAUCAUGAGGGGACAUGUGACGUUGCCAUUGUUGAUGAUGGAAAGCUACAAGCUGAAUCUGACUCUGGUGAAUUCUGGGUCCUUUUUGGAGGUUUUGCCCCAAUUGCUAGAAAGGUCAUUAGUGAGGAUGAAGUUGUUCCUGAGGAAACUGCGGCUAAGCUCUAUAGCAUCAAUGAUGGUCAAGCUCAAGCCUUAGAAGGUGAAUUGUCCAAGGGGAGGUUGGAAAAUAACAAGUGUUACCUACUGGACUGUGGGGUUGAGGUAUCUCUAUGGUUUGGUCGUGUGACACAACUGGAGGAUAGAAAAGCUGCCUGUCAAGCUGCAGAGGAUUUCAUUUCCAGCCAAAAGAGGCCAAAGACAACACGUGUCACCCGAGUUAUUCAAGGAUAUGAGACACAUUCUUUCAAGUCUCACUUUGACUCGUGGCCAAGCGGGUCUGCAGCUCCUAGUACUGAUGAAGGAGGAAGAGGAAAAGUAGCAGCUUUUCUGAAGCAGCAGGGUUUAGGCGUCAAAGGUGGAAACAAAAAUGUUCCAGUUAAUGAGGAUGUUCCACCAUUGCUUGAAGCCAGUGGAAAGAUUGAGGUGUGGCGAAUCAAUGGUAGUGCCAAGACGCCAGUGUCAAAGGAAGAUGUUGGCAAAUUUUACAGCGGGGAUUGCUACAUUAUUUUGUAUACAUACCACUCUGGCGAGAAGAAAGAAGACUACUACUUGUGCUGGUGGAUUGGAAAGGAUAGCAUUGAGGAUGACCAGAAGAUGGCAGCAAGGUUGGCUAAUACAAUGUGUAAUUCACUGAAAGGAAGACCUGUCUUGGGUCGGAUUUUCCAAGGAAAGGAGCCACCUCAAUUCGUUGCAAUUUUCCAGCCUAUGGUUGUUCUUAAGGGUGGACUGAGCUCUGGAUACAAGAAGUUCAUCGAAGAAAAAGGGUUGACUGACACAACUUAUUCAGCUGAUGAUGUUGCACUAAUAGAGAUAUCAGAAACUUCCUUACAUAAGAACAAAGCUAUGCAAGUUGAAGCGGUGGCAGCAUCACUGAAUUCUCAUAACUGCUUUAUUCUGCAAUCAGGAUCUUCACUUUUCAUUUGGCAUGGCAAUCAGAGCACUUUUGAGCAGCAGCAACUAGUGGCCAAAAUUGCUGAAUUUUUGAAGCCUGGGAGUACUAUUAAGCAUGCUAAGGAAGGAACUGAAAAUUCAGUAUUUUGGUCUGCACUUGGAGGGAAACAACCUUACACAAGCAACAAGUCUUCUCAGGAACUUGUCAGGGAUCCACACAUGUUUUUCUUUUCCUUUAAGAAAGGGAAGUUUCAGGUUGAAGAAGUCUACAAUUUUACUCAAGAUGAUCUUUUGACUGAGGAUAUGAUGAUACUUGACACCCACGUUGAAGUUUUUGUUUGGGUUGGUCAGUCAGUUGACGCCAAAGAAAAGCAGUCAGCUUUUGAAAUUGGCCAGAACUAUAUUCAGAGGGCUGUUUCACUUGAAGGGCUGUCUCCACAGAUCCCUCUAUACAGAAUCACUGAAGGAAAUGAGCCAUGCUUUUUUACGACAUACUUCUCAUGGGAGCCAGCUAAAGCAAUUGCCCAAGGGAAUUCAUUUCAGAAGAAGGUCAUGCUAUUUUUUGGUGUAGGCCAUUCUGCAGAGAACCCGGGUAGAUCAAAUGGGGGAGGAGCAACACAGAGAGCUUCGGCUUUAGCAGCCUUGUCAUCAGCCUUUAACCCCUCUUCCGGAGAAAAGUCGGGUUCUCCAAAUAAGUCAAAUGGGUCAAGCCAAGGGGGUGCGACGCAACGCGCUGCUGCUUUAGCUGCUUUGUCAUCUGCCUUGAGCCCAUCUCCUGAAAACAAGCCUGUUGGAGCCACUGCUCCAAAGCCAGUUAAUACUGGUCAGGGAUCACAAAGAGCUGCUGCGUUGGCUGCUCUUUCUUCAGCACUUACAGCUGAAAAGACACCUGAUGGAUCUCCUGCUCGAUCUGCGAGGAGUCCUUCCCCACCUGGAGAUAAUACCCCGCCUGCUCGGAAAGAGACAGAAAGCUCUCCUUCAGAUGUGACUGAAGAGACUCAAGAAACUACAGAAGAUCAAGAAUCAGAGGUUGUGGAACCAGUAGUACCUGAAAGCAAUGACGAGGAAUCAGUAUCCAAAGAUGAAGCUGAAGAGGAAGACUCUGCUUCUGGAAGCACACAGAGCACAUUCAGUUAUGAGCAACUAAGGGCUAGAUCAGAAAAUCCUGUCACAGGAAUUGAUUUUAAGCGCAGAGAGGCCUAUCUAUCUGAAGAAGAAUUUCAGUCUAUUUUUGGUGUGACAAAGGAAGCCUUUAACCAACUUCCCAGAUGGAAGCAAGACAUGCAGAAAAAGAAGUUUGAUCUGUUUUAGAUUCAAUUUUUCGAUUGGUGAUUACGUAUUUAUGUUUAAUCUUUGCUGUGAAAGUUCUUCAUGCUCAUUUACAGAAUGUUGUUGGUAAAAGAUGUGAGGUCAUAUAGUACAUUCAGCUUGGUUAGUUUUUCUUUAUGGUACCUGCUCUUUGGGUUGGUGUUUUCUAUAGCUGUUAAUAUUGGUUUUGAUUUCGGGAUAGUCGGUCCGAAGAGUGAUUUUUGUAUCUCUUCAUUGAUUUCAUUUGGUUUAGAGGGGUCUUUAAGAUGGGUCAUCAUUCUUUUUUAUAAUAUACUAAUCAUGUAUUCAAGACUAUCGAACAAGCUUUGAUCCUUUUGUCCAGGGUGUAUAUGUAUUGGAUUGUACUCUAUAAAAGCUUUUGUCUUUGUGUCGA
Molecule: messenger RNA, 3741 nt
Organism: Beta vulgaris subsp. vulgaris (sugar beet)
Lineage: Eukaryota; Viridiplantae; Streptophyta; Magnoliopsida; Caryophyllales; Amaranthaceae
Product: villin-3
Exons: 24
Coding region: 384-3350 (988 amino acids)
Biological process (GO): cytoskeleton organization; actin filament severing
Molecular function (GO): actin filament binding
Source: RefSeq, a predicted model, not a curated record